AUGGAUAAAUUUUUAUUCGACCAACAUUUGCAAGAUUGCACUAUAGUGGAAGAGAAAACAACAUGUUUCGAAACAUUUCUUUAUGCUGAUCCGGAAUACCGAACGACAGUGACCGAAGAGACCAUUCUUGAGGUCGAUGUUUUCGAUGACUUUUUGGAUCAAAAGGGCAGAUUCGAGAACAAAAAUCAAGGAUGCAUCGGAGGAAUUAGGCUCAUCCUGCAAGGAAAUGCAAUCCAUCCUAAUACAUUCGAACCCAAGUUUUUAUCUUUACCUAAAGGCUUUCAUAAAAAAAUGGUGGACGCAAUGCAUCUUCCUCAUUCAUGGAUUGAAACUCUAAGCGCAGUGGGACCAUUUUACUGGUCUGGAUAUGAGCAAAACGAAAAUGAUCUUUAUCUUCAGAUAAUAUACCGCAAGAGUGACGUGAAAAAACCAUCUAACGCUCGGAACUGGGAAUUGAUUCUCUCACACUCUCUUAAGACUGGUAUCACGAACGCUUUCUUCAAGGGUACACCUCGAUCUGAUGUUGCUCAAUGUAUUAAAUGUCUUCGUGAAUGCGUCGGUGAAAUCGACCAUCCGCUGUUCCUUCCCGCUCUUGUCUUUUCUUGCGAUAUUGAUGUCGGAGAAGACAAACGCCACAGAGACAAUCGAGAACGGGUCCGAAUCCUAGAAAAAGAUGUGAUAGAAAUAUCCCACAAAUAUGCUGACCCCGACUUUACCAGGAGAGAUAACGUCAAUCUUCCACAAAUCAACAGUGAUCUAGUAGACUGCCAUAAGAAUGUUUUGUGGAAGCGACCGGAAGGGUAUACUACUAUUGUCCAAAAAAUGGAGAAAACAUUAGCCGACUUCAAAAAUUUGUGGCCGGAUGAAAGAAAGGAAAGACUAAGGAAGAUUCAAACAAUGAUGGAGGGAAGGCUUGAAUUACUGCAGUCUAGACUUCAGGGAAUAAGCACCCAUCGUGAAGUUACAAUCUCAAGGUUGAAACUGAUUGGGGACGUGUUAGAAAAUUUGGUCUCGCUGGAUAUUCAUAAGCAAGAGAAAGAGAGACAAUUUGGUAAAUACAAGAGGCAGAGAACUGCACGGUUAAUGGAAAACAAAGAUCAAGAGCUGAAAGCAAAGGAGAAAACACAGAGAGAGCUAGAAAUAAUGCUAGAGACACGGAAGCAGACAACUAUGUCAUUGCUAGGCGUUUUGUUUCUACCUGGUACUUUCUUUGCAGCAAUUUUUAGUACCACUUUUUUCAAUUUUCAACACGGUGUUUACGCGGGGAUAGUCUCGAAGAAAUUUUACGUCUACUGGGCAUCUACAAUUCCGACCACUUUGACAUUGUUGGGCAUGUGGCUCCUCUGGCAAAGAAGGACUAAGAAAAUGCUAGAGAAAAGAGAUGAGGAAUUUCGAGAUCUUGAACUACAAAGCAAAAGGGCACGAGAUGAUAUAUACAGAGAAGAAAAUAACUUUUGGGGAGCAGAUUAA
Botrytis deweyae is the source of this 1470-nucleotide messenger RNA. RefSeq lists its product as uncharacterized. The record is from RefSeq and is a predicted model, not a curated record. Bases 1 to 1470 code for a protein of 489 amino acids. The transcript is spliced from 6 exons. Lineage: Eukaryota; Fungi; Ascomycota; Leotiomycetes; Helotiales; Sclerotiniaceae.